CGGCGCGCGCCCCACCCACCUCGGGCUCCGCGCGACGGCACGGAUUGGCUUAAUCCGUGGGCGCCCGCCCUCCGCUCGGCGGAGGCUGGGCAUUGGGCACCUCGGCGACCAGUCAGCGAGGCUCUUGCUGCGGAGUGUCUAGCCCCGCCUACGGCCGGAAACACCGGGAGGACCUUGCUGUGCGCUCAGGCGGUGUUUUAAACGGCUCGGGCUGGGGAAUCCGUGUCUGAGCUGUCUCGGGUUGAAAGGGACAAGAGGCUUGCGGGCCGAGCUCUAGCGCGGUCAGCCCAGCUGCCUUGUUCUUUCAGAGCUGAUUUAUCCAGAGCCCAGCAUGGGUUUCCUGACCGCCGUGACUCAAGGCCUGGUGCGGGGAGCAGACAGGAUGAGCAAGUGGACAAGCAAGCGGGGACCACGCACCUUCACCAAGAGUCGGGGCGCCAAGAGAACAGGCAUCUAUACUUCGGAUAGGAAGUUUGUGCAGAUAAAAGAAAUGGUCCCAGAAUUUGUCGUCCCGGACUUGACCGGCUUCAAGCUGAAGCCCUACGUUAAUUACCGAGCUCCUGCAGGCACAGACACACCUCUGACCGCCAAAGCACUGUUCCUGGAAACAGCUGCACCCGCUAUCGAGAAAGACUUUAAAGAAGGGACUUUUGAUGCUGGCAACCUGGAGAAAUAUGGCUUUGAGCCCACACAGGAAGGCAAGCUGUUCCAGUUAUAUCCUAAGAAUUUCCCACGCUAGAAGGCCAUGACAGUGGCCAAAGGUUUGCCUACAGAGUGGAGACAAUACUGAGCAUGCCUUGGAUUGUGAGUGUCUCAAAGUGUAGGGCAGCUUACUCGUGCACUUCUAUUAAAUGCCUUUAGUAUCUCGUA
This is a messenger RNA of Apodemus sylvaticus (European woodmouse), 870 nucleotides long. RefSeq names its product mitochondrial ribosomal protein L41 (gene Mrpl41). NCBI's taxonomy places the organism in Eukaryota, Metazoa, Chordata, Mammalia, Rodentia, Muridae. Gene Ontology annotation, biological process: translation. The record is from RefSeq and is a predicted model, not a curated record. Bases 332 to 739 code for a protein of 135 amino acids. Gene Ontology annotation, cellular component: mitochondrial large ribosomal subunit. The transcript is spliced from 2 exons. Gene Ontology annotation, molecular function: structural constituent of ribosome.